Molecule: messenger RNA, 926 nt
Organism: Sinocyclocheilus anshuiensis
Lineage: Eukaryota; Metazoa; Chordata; Actinopteri; Cypriniformes; Cyprinidae
Gene: gpx1a
Product: glutathione peroxidase 1a
Exons: 2
Biological process (GO): hydrogen peroxide catabolic process; response to hydrogen peroxide; response to selenium ion
Cellular component (GO): mitochondrion; cytosol
Molecular function (GO): glutathione peroxidase activity
Source: RefSeq, a predicted model, not a curated record
CAAGGUUCAACUCAAGGCUCGUUGGUAAAAGAUCAUUUUGCUCUUCGAACUACGUAGUAAACAGCGUGUUCGAGCAUGGCAGGGGCCGUGAAGAAGUUUUAUGAUCUGUCCGCCAAACUUUUGUCUGGGGACCUCCUGAACGUUUCCUCUCUCAAAGGUAAAGUGGUGCUAAUUGAAAAUGUGGCGUCGCUUUGAGGCACAACGGUCAGGGAUUACACUCAGAUGAACGAGCUCCACAACCGCUACGCUGAUCAGGGGCUCGUGAUUCUGGGCGCUCCCUGCAACCAGUUCGGACAUCAGGAGAACUGCAAGAAUGAUGAAAUUCUUCUGUCUCUGAAGUCUGUCCGUCCCGGAAAUGGCUUCGAGCCAAAAUUCCAACUUCUGGAGAAGCUGGAAGUGAACGGUGAGAACGCCCACCCUCUGUUUGUGUUCCUCAAAGAGAAGCUGCCUCAGCCCAGUGACGACUCUGUGUCCUUGAUGGGUGAUCCCAAAUUCAUCAUCUGGAGUCCGGUGAGCAGGAAUGACAUCUCCUGGAACUUUGAGAAGUUCCUCAUCGGCCCGGACGGGGAACCGUUCAAGAGAUACAGCAGAAGGUUCCUCACCAUCGACAUUGAAGCAGAUAUCAAAGAGCUUCUGAAGAGGGCGAAAUAGACCUGGCAAACUCCUCAUGUUGUGGCCACGCAAGAUUGACCAUCUGUUUCAUAUCACUUAUAUAUUGUUGUUUGAUAUAGGCCGACUGUGCAGACAUGAUUAAAGUGCGACUGUUUUUUAAACUGCUUACUUAAUGAAGAUGCUUCCUAAAACCUUUCUGAGGGAAGCUUCUGAUGUAACUGUAAAUGCUUAUUAUAAUAGUUGUAAUUCAUUCAUGAACUGCACAACUUAGGUUUUAUCUUUCAACUGUUAACUGAAAAAUAAACUGUUCAAAA